Archocentrus centrarchus (flier cichlid) is the source of this 1833-nucleotide messenger RNA. Its product is annotated as proto-oncogene c-Fos-like. Gene Ontology annotation, molecular function: RNA polymerase II cis-regulatory region sequence-specific DNA binding; DNA-binding transcription factor activity, RNA polymerase II-specific. Bases 93 to 1235 code for a protein of 380 amino acids. Gene Ontology annotation, biological process: regulation of transcription by RNA polymerase II. The transcript is spliced from 4 exons. NCBI's taxonomy places the organism in Eukaryota, Metazoa, Chordata, Actinopteri, Cichliformes, Cichlidae. Gene Ontology annotation, cellular component: nucleus. The record is from RefSeq and is a predicted model, not a curated record.
CGCUCUUCCCAGCAGAAGGCCAGUCAUAUUUGUCAUUAAUCAGGACUUGUGUGUGUAUUUUUUCUUUUUCUUUUUUUUUUUUUUCCUUCGUGAUGUAUCAACACAACCUGACGCCUGACAUGGAUUCAGUCUCUCCCACCUGCCGGGCAGAGUCUCCUGUCGGGACACUCUGCCAGAAAACGCCGGAGGAGGCAAGCUCUCCAGCGUCCUCCUCAGAGAGCAAUGAAAAGGAGGUCUGCCAAGACAUGAGCGCUGAAGACACUCCAUUUGUUCCAACGGUUACAGCAAUUUCCUCUACCCCAGAUUUCCAGUGGAUGGUCCAGCCUACGAUUAUUACAUCUGUCUCCCCGGCUCUGGGUAGCAAGCAAGCCAAUGAACCGCAAAGCUCUCACCAGGCAACACCCAAAGCGGGCGGGAAUAAGGGAAAAAAUGCUGCCAGAAAGGGGAAAACAGAGCAGCUGUCUCCUGAGGAGGAGGAGAAGAAGAGGAUAAGAAGGGAGAGGAAUAAAAUGGCUGCAGCAAAGUGUCGCAACAGAAGGAGGGAACUCACGGAUACACUGCAAGCUGAGACAGACAAGCUGGAGGAGGAAAAGGCAGCUCUGGAGACCGAAAUAGCCAACCUCAUCAAAGAGAAAGAGCGGCUCGAAUUUAUCCUUGCUACACAUAAACCAGUGUGCCAGAUGUCAGAAGAGCUUGAGUCCAUUUUCCAAGAGUCCACAGGGUCCCCAGAUCUACCGCCUAGUCCAGACGAGGACAGGCUUCCAGAGGAUGGCACGCAGGAAGCUCCUUCACUCCAGGACAUGGACGACCCCAGUGAUCCGUCCACAGCCAUCUCUGGGAACUCCAAUAUUUUGCUGUGUGCCAGUGCUGAAAUCAACAUAUGUGAUCUCGAGCCCUCCCUGGACAUUAAAGAGGGACUACUGGACAAUAUUUUACCCAGCUUGGAGGAGAAAACUCCCAUGGAGACAGCUCGAUCUGUGCCAGACAUAGAUCUGAGUAGCUCUCUCGGGGUUUCGGACUGGGAGACUCUGUACAAGUCUGUUUCCAGUGACCUGGAGCCUCUCAGCACUCCCGUGGUGACCUCCACCCCUACCUGCAGCAGCUACUUGUCCGUGUUCACUUUUGCGUGUCCUGAGCUGGACUCUCUCACAGAGGGACUAGACAGCCAUAAAGGUGGAGGAAACAAGGCUGAUUGUGUUGAUAUCCUCAACUCUCCAACUCUCCUAGCCUUAUAAAAUGCAAAGGGCAGUGAUCUGUUUGAUCUCUCUGGUUUCUCUGUUUGCAGGUUCCUGACGUUGAAAUGAUAUGAACAACGUAUGCCACAGUAUGCCGUAAUGCUUCAAGGAAUGCAUUCACGAAAAGUCUUGUGCGUGACUAAGCAAACGUAUAAACUCUCUCCAGAUACAUAGUCAACAGAGUGAUGUAGCUAAAAGCAUGGCUUUUAAUUUAACAGAAAGGACUGAAGUAAGUUUUGAUUUUAAACGCAUGCUGAAAAAUUCCAAAUAAAUUUCAUAUAUAUAUAAAAAUAUAUAUAUAUCUGAUCUGUUACUAGAUCUAAGCUGUAAUGUGGAAUUUAAUGUAACAGUAUGGUUUUGUGUUUUGGUGUCAGUAGUGUACUGAUUGAUGUAAAUGUUGUAUUUACAUAUCCAUCUAAGUACCUGUGUCAUCAAGUGUGGUUUGACCUCAUUGUUAAAAUGUUGAAAGUUUUCCAUGAAAACAUCCAGUGCUAUAUACUAUAUAUCUUAUCAAGAUGUAACUUAUGAUUUAUUUUUUUACCUUUCAGAUUUUGACUUAUUUGUUUAAAUUGAAAAAAAAAAAAACCAAACAAUUAAA